Molecule: messenger RNA, 5374 nt
Organism: Porites lobata
Lineage: Eukaryota; Metazoa; Cnidaria; Anthozoa; Scleractinia; Poritidae
Source: the annotation of a GenBank genome assembly
AUGGAAGUCGAAGAUUCCUUGUUCGUGACAGUUUUCUUGCUUGUUUUUAUGUCCUUCCUGGCCUUAUUUGCAGUACUUGGUAAUGGAAUUGUUCUUGGUAUCAUUGCUCGGUUUAAAAAGCUUCGCACCUUUCCAAACAUUCUGAUUGCUAAUCUGGCGUUGGCUGAUUUUUUCAACGCGUUCAUCAAUAUACCCAUGUACUUGCUUUAUGCAGUCCUGAACGUAAAAUGGUUUAGAGGAAAAACUUUAGCGAUGAUUUCGAUUUUCUCAUUCUCAUUCUUUACCUUUGUAAAUGUCGUUUCCAUGUUGGUGCUACUCGUAAAUAUGUUUCUGGCGAUAACAUUUGACUUAAAAUACUUCACCUGGAAAACGAAUAAAAAAGCCAACAUUAUAGUCCUUGUUGAGUGGUUGGUCGGGUUUAGCUGUGCUGUUUUGUUGUGUCUUAAUUGUGAUGUCGACCUUCAACAAGAUGCUUCUGUUUUAACGUAUCGUAAUGAAGUUCUGGGUAAAGGCAAACCUAUUGCGCCAGCCAUCACCUCGGCGUUCGUGGUCAUUGCAGUAGUCCUUAGUGCCAUGAUUUUUGGGUCAAUUCAAAAAAUGAAACGCCAGGUGAGUCUUUUUUUGCUUUAGAAUGAUUUUCUACAUUAAGUGAUAAACUGCAUGUCUUAAUUUAGUUUCUUGAACUUUUACGAAAAAGUAAUGCAGACACGCAUCCCCUACUGGGAAUCGAAAUUCAGUUCUAUCUUGUUUUGUUCACUGAGAUGCAAGUACUCUGGGAUUCCGCUAAGGCGAUAAGAGAUAAGAUAAAGAUAAGAUAAUUUAUUUAAUGUCAGAUACACAGGGGGUGGUCUCCCAAUCCCCCGAGCCACGGGCUCAUGAUAAAAGUGUUUGACAAUAUAAAAGAAAAAUUAAAUAAGUAAUAUCUCAAUAGCGACUAAUUAAAUUUAAAAAAAUAUCAUCUAUCUAUAAAAAUAAAUCGUGUCAAAGGCAAUUGCUGCAUUGACAGCCGAUAAAAUUUAACUUAGUUAAGUCUCCGAAAGGAUGAUGCAUUAGGUGCGCUUUUUACAGCAGAUGGCAACUGGUUCCAGAUGUGCGAGAUCAUGUACGCAUAUGAACCAUGAAGGAAUCUACUAUUAUAUGAAGUUUGUACAACAUUUAGACCAUUGCUUCUAAGAUUAUAUGGUGUAACUCGGGGUUUGAAUAAAUUGGCUACAUAGCCAGGACCAUUCUCCCUGAAACAUUUAAAAAAUAUCAUUAAGGAUUGUUCUAUGCGUCUAUGUUCCAAGGUAUUCAUAUCUGCCAUCCUAAGAAUUGAUUCAUAAUCGGUACUUUUCCCCAUGUUCAUUAUAGUUCGUAGACCAUAAUAGUUCGCAUCUUCCAGUUUCUUGUUAAGUGUUUUACCUAUACCCAUAAGUAAAGAGUUGCAAUAUUCAAAAUGUGAUAACACAAAACUCUUGUAAAGAAGCAAUAUAGUAUUUGCCGGUACUAAACGCUUAAGGCGGAAAUAUGAAAACGAUCAGCUCUUUUGAAUUAGACAAAAAGGCUGAUUAAGCUGAUUCGCUGGUACGUAAAAUUGCCUGUAGGCGAAAAACUUCAGUUCGCACACAGCGCCCUAAAAAUUGUCUUGCAAACCGAGGGGAAGUAAAUCACGACUGACCGACCUAAUGUAGCUCGUCCCAGGAGACUGUGUAGUAGAAGAGGUCGAAAAUUCUCUUCAAUUCGUUGGCACUUUAAUUUGGGGUGAACUAGACCUACGUUUAGCUUCAUUUAUCCGUAUACAUAAUUACUCUAUUACUUGAUUUUCUUUCCCAUGGUGCUCCGCUGGUGCGCAUAAUAGAGAGUUUUAGAUCCGAGUUUACCGCGAACCUCUAACCACUGGAGGUCACGUGAGUCAAGUCUUUCGCGUCACGUUUGAGGUUUACGACGUGCGUUUUCAAUGUGGGGAGGUAGGUUUUCACGUAUGCCAUUUACCUGAAAGCUUUUAGCGUAUAAUUCUUAAGAAUACAAAAAUCUUGGGGAGCAAGUCUUUAUCCAUUAACAGAGGCACAAAUCUAAAUUUGAUAAAUCGUAUUUGAUCUUGAAAACAAGUGCCAUUUAUGGCUGCUGAUUCAAAAUAGCGGCCGUAAUCUAAUCCACCGCCAAUCUAAAUCGAAUUAUGUUUAAACGUCGAACCGCAAACGGGUAGCCGCAAACCUCGGUUAGAGAUUCGCGGUAAACUCGGAUCUAACUGAACUCUCUAAUAGCGGAGCUCUGGCGCGCGAAGCACGCCAGGUAGAGCACAGGAGAGCUAGAGCUCCUGUAGAGCACCAUUGGUAAGAAAAUGAAGUAAUCCACUCAUCCGAGAAAAUUUGGUAAUCACGUGACCGUACACCGACCGCCCGCCCGAGAGACCGUCCGUCCGCACCACAGGCAUACCGAUGUAAAACAACUGAAUCAACAGGUAUGGCAACCCAAAUGCAACUCGAGGUUAUUUUGGCGGGAAAUCGUAUAGCUACCGGCGUGCUGUAAAGCAGAGACAACAAUAGAGUCAAUACAGACGAAAACGGAAAGCGGAAAUUGUUUCUGUAUCCGUGUUGUCUAAAGUAUUAACAUGGCUUAGAUAAAUUGUCAUGUCCACAAAUUUGGAAUAUAGAGCAAGAGAAAGACAGAGGAAAAGAGAAAGUGGGCGGCAGGCUAGCGAAGCUCAACGAGAAAAAGGGUGACAGGGAUUUAGAGCGAGAAAAAAAACCGAAGGAGACAUUUUUUUUGUUGGAAGAACAACAUGAAAAUUUUGUAGCGGCGGUGACAAAAUGAGAACUGCUAGCGGCCACCAAUAUCUUGGUAUUAAAAUGUAAAUAACACAACCUCCUAAAAUCGUAGUUAAGCUAUGAGAAAACCUUCGAAUAUUUUAGACGAAUGUAACGGUUAUCCAGAAAUUUUUUUAGCUUUUCUUCUAGGUAAUAUUUGCUCCUUCGAACAGUUAUUCUACAGAAAAAAGUCAUUGGGUGCCCCUGAGAUUAUAACAGCUGCAUUACAAAAAAGAUGAUGUAAAAAUAAUACGAUCUGUGAGUAAAAAAGUGGAUUGUUGCAUUGAUGCAAAAUAUUAUAUACAAAGUUUCAACAGUUCCAAGCCUAAUUCGAUGUGAAUCUUUGUGACUAGUUGUCCAUUUGAGUAAUUUUAGCUUGUAAGGUAACAAUAACUUUUUGUAAUUAUGUGUAAUUGCGUUAAUCAGUUCGGUUACAGCUUAUUUUCUUGAUUUUUCCCGUAAAUGGACCACCUCCCGUAAGCAAUCACUUUGUUGUGACCAAGGGUGGUCGCUUACGAGAGAGUGGACUGUAAAAUAGGCAAGCCCUUAAAUGAAAUAGUUCUGGAGACUGUGUAAGUACUUCAGGUCUAGGGAAACACAAAAUUGAAAAUGUUUAUUAUGAUCCUGGAUGGCCAGGUCAAUUUAUUCCAUCGCCAGCUAGCCAGAAGACAAAAGACAAAAAGCCCGUGGACUCGGUAACUGAUACAAGUACAUUUGCUUGUAGGCGCAAAACAUUAUUUCAAGCACCGACAGCGCCCUAAAGAUGCAACGGUCUCAAAAAUGAAGUAAAUCACGAGAAAACUUAUUGUAGGCAUGUCAAUGCAGAUUCAUAUCAUAUGUGUAUUCAGUUUGUUAAGGUCGAAAUUGAAUAUCCCUUAAAAACUUCACAAUUUUCUUGUUGCAAUUUUAACUGAGCAUCUACUAUAGAAGUAUAGUAUCUUUUAUAGAUCCGAUAUGCUGUAAUGCUUGCAUGGUUCUGUCCAUGUUUUUGCACAGCUCGCCCAGGCUCGAAAUAUGAGCAUCGGCAUUGUUGCAUAACACUCAAAAAGGUUUACCUUUAUAUAGAGAGAAAACCUUUUACAUAAAAAACCCAUAAAACGGCCAUAAAUCGGCCCCCACAGGAGAGAAUUAACACACAUUUUAAGUAAGGUAAGCAUUUUUUUUAUUGAAAUCCUUUCAUUUUCGUUCAAAUCCUUAUAUUUUGAAUGUUACGCAACAAUGCCGAUGCUCGCCGAUGCUCAUACUUCGAGCUUGGGCUACCUGUGGUUUUUGAGGUUGGUUUUGGCCAAUUCUUUAUUUUUUCUCUGCGACACAUCAACUUGAUACUUGGACUCUUGCCCCCCAGAGGACACGUGGUAUGGCUUGAUUCUGUGGAUGUUGGGAGUUCUAGAUCAGGGCUUAAUAUCAGAGUGCGCGGAUAUUUUUCAUCAGAGCUUUCUCUGGUUGUUGCGCCAUACUGACAAGUGCCAAAAAAGGCGAAACAGCUGUCUAUGGCUACAAUCUCGCUCUGUUUUGAGUUCUUUCGCUAUCCUGUUGAUGUCUUACGCAGUUGAUUUCACGCAGUACGAUCAGCAUUGCAGUAUUCUGCUUGCAGAACUUAAUAUGUCUACAUUAUUAUUUUUGCUGGUCAGGUCUUUAUAGAUCCUACGUUCUUCGGCAUAUUCGUUUGCGGACCUUUGCAGUCCUUUGUGGUUAAUGUUUGUGCUUAUAAAACUAAGUUAAGCUUAGUUUAAUGUCAUUAUAUGUGAUCACACUGUAGAACUAUCAGUUCCAUUUACAUCUUAAAUAUCUGCAAAAUGUUUUUUCAUUUCUAGAGAAAGCAGCUAAACCUGCCUCGACUCCAGGUUGAGGCCAGACUGCAAAAGGAUAUUCAAGCAGCUAAAGUUAUUAUCAUUAUUGUCUUUGUAUUCCUUGGGUGUUACAUUCCGCCCCUCUGCAUCAUAGUCUGGCAUCGGUCCAAUUCCCAUUUCACUGCUAACACUUGGAAUUAUCACUUAGUACACACCGGCAUACUCAUAUCCAGCGGAAUCAAUCCUGUCAUCUAUUGUUUCAGAACCAGCAGGUUUCGCUGCGCACUGAAACAGCUUCUUAAUGAUCCUUGCGGGAAAACGGCUUUCCAAGAAAUCAAACGGAAGCAACGAGCCAUAGAGAUUAUCCCAAAUCGGAUUGAACUAGGUGACAAAAUUGCGCGCGAACCUGACCAAGACACAUUCAAAACCGCGCUGGAACCUGAUCAGGACAGAUUCGAACGUACUUCCUGUCCAUCCCUUUUUCAAUGGGUUAGUAAUUCCAACUGCUGCACCGGGAGAAUGGGUCGGGUUGCACCACGGUUUCAACAAAAGAAAACCAGUGAAAACAACAACGAAGAAUCGGAACUGCGCGCUGAUAAUAAAGCAACGCCCUUGACAAUACAGGAGUCACAAACUCAGAUAGUAAUCCCGCCGACAAAAUCAAUGGAUAACGAGAAUUAUGAAGAAAAACUCUCCAGAAAAGAGCGACAGACAUUCAAAGCAAAUGACUCACGCCAGGAGGUUACUGUUGAGGUACAUCCUAAACGUAUCCAUAGUCUUCCUAACUUGAGGAAAAAG